Messenger RNA from Anguilla anguilla (European eel), 3217 nucleotides. RefSeq names its product mediator complex subunit 24 (gene med24). The transcript is spliced from 26 exons. The record is from RefSeq and is a predicted model, not a curated record. Lineage: Eukaryota; Metazoa; Chordata; Actinopteri; Anguilliformes; Anguillidae. Gene Ontology annotation, molecular function: transcription coregulator activity. Gene Ontology annotation, cellular component: mediator complex. The coding region runs from base 222 to 3182 and encodes 986 amino acids.
CAUCCAAUCAGCGUCAGGGAUGCUUGAGCCAAACAUGGCGUUUUGUCGGUGUGCUAAUGCUGUUUCGGUCGAGUGCUGUUAACGAAGACUGAAAGACGAUACACAAAAGUCAAGACGUCUUUAGAGUUUGUUUUGGGACAGCCUUGUGCACUCUUCUCGGCUUCGGACUCCCCGGAGGGUACUUCAGCGGUGCCGGCGGACUGCGCGAGGUUCCCGGGAGGAUGAAGGUGGUCAACCUCAAGCAGGCCAUUCUGCAUGCGUGGAAGGAGCGUUGGAGUGACUACCAGUGGGCCAUCAACAUCAAGAAGAACUUCCCCAAGGGAGCCAAAUGGGACUACCUGAACCUGGCAGAGGCUCUAUUGGAGCAGGCCAUGAUUGGCCCAUCGCCCAACCCCCUGAUCCUGUCUUAUCUGAAGUACGCCAUCAGCUCCCAGAUGGUGUCGUAUUCAAGUGUGCUGACGGCAGUAAGUAAGUUUGACGACUUCUCCCGGGAGCUGUGCGUCAAGUCCCUGCUGGAACUGAUGGACAUGUUCUCCCACCAGCUCAGCUGCCACGGGAAGGCGGAGGAGUGCAUGGGGCUGUGCCGCGCCCUGCUGGGCGUGGCCGUCUGGCUGCUGCAGGGCUGCGCCUGGUACGCCAAGCGGCUGCGGGAGCAGGGCGAGGCCGGGGGCGCGGGCGAGGCCAGCCUCCGGGCCUGCCAGGAGCGCCUGGAGAGCCUGCUGCUCAGCACCAAGAACAGGGCCCUCAUCCACAUCGCCCGCCUGGAGGAGCAGGCUUCUUGGUCCAGCGUAGAGCAAGCCGUGUCUAGAGUGUCAGAGAACCUCGGCGGUCUGUCCAAUCAGACACUCAGAAGCAAGCUGGAGGAGUGCCUGUCAUUGGUGAAGAGUAUCCCCCAGAUGCUGACAGUGCAGUCCGACCCUCCCUUGCACACCUCCUUCCCUUCCGUCCACGCCUUCAUCAUGCUGGAAGGUACCAUGAACCUGACGGGGGAGACGCAGCCGCUGGUGGAGCAGCUGAUGAUGAUCAAAAGGAUGCAGCGCAUUCCGGCCCCCCUGUUUGUGCUGGAGAUCUGGAAGGCCUGCUUCACCGGGCUGAUCGAGUCGCCGGAGGGCACGGAGGAGCUCAAGUGGACCGCCUUCACCUUCCUUAAGAUUCCCCAAGUCCUCCUCAGACUGAAGAAGUAUCCCCAGGGAGAGAAGGUACAGGACUUCAUGGAGGACGUGAACGUGGCCUUUGAGUACCUUCUCAAACUCACGCCCCUGCUGGACAAGGCCGACCAGAGGUGCAACUGCGACUGUCUCAGCCUGCUGCUCCAGGAGUGCAACAAGCUGGGUCUGCUGUCGGAGGCCAACACCGCCAACCUCACCGCCAAACGGGAGUACGCCCCACGUCUGAAGACAGCCGAAAACGCAAACAUUCAGCCCAACCCGGGGCUCAUCCUGCGGGCGGAGCCCACCGUUACCAACAUCCUGAAGACCGUGGACGCGGAUCACUCCAAGUCCCCGGAGGGGCUGCUGGGAGUUCUGGGACACAUGCUGUCCGGGAAGAGCCUGGAUCUCCUGCUGGCCGCCGCCGCCGCGACGGGGAAGCUCAAGUCCUUCGCCAGGAAGUUCAUCAAGCUCAAUGAGUUUCCCAAGCACAUCACCGGUGAAGGAUCUAAGUCGGCCUCGGUUCGGGCCCUGCUGUUCGACAUAUCCUUCCUGAUGCUCUGCCACGUGGUGCAGACCUACGGAUCUGAGGUGAUCCUGUCUGACCCCAGCCCCUCUGGGGAGACGCCCUUCUUCGAGACCUGGCUCCAGACCUGCAUGCCGGAGGAGGGGAAGACCCUGAACCCGGACCACCCCUGCUUCAGGCCCGAGUCCGGGAAGGUGGAGAGCCUGGUGGCCCUGCUCAACAACUCCUCCGAGAUGAAGCUCGUUCAGAUGAAGUGGCAUGAGAUUUGCCUCAGCACGCCAGCGGCCAUCUUGGAGGUGCUGAACGCCUGGGAGAACGGGGUGCUUUCGGUGGAGUCGGUGCAGAAGAUCACGGACAACAUCAAGGGGAAGGUGUGCAGCAUGGCCAUCUGCGCGGUGGCCUGGCUGGUGGCCCACGUGCGCAUGCUGGGCCUGGACGAGCGGGACAAGCCCCAGACCAUGAUCCGCCAGCUGAUGACGCCGCUCUACGGGGAGAACACGCUGCAGUUCUACAACGAGCGGGUGGUGAUCAUGAGCUCCAUCCUGGAGCACAUGUGCGCCGACGUCUUCCAGCAGACGGGCGUGGCGCUGCGGCCGCCCGUGGAGGGCCAGGAGCCCGUCCCGUACCGGAACCUGCUGCCGGCGCGCGAGCCCAUCCGGGAGGCGCUGGGGAAGCAGUUCCGGGCCGUCCUGCGCAAGGCCUGGGUGGACAGCCGGGCCCUGCACCUCUUCGAGAGCCUGCUCCACAUGGGCGGGGUCUUCUGGUUCACCAACAACCUGGUCAAGGAGCUGCUGAAGGAGACGCGUCAGGAGUGGGCGAUGCGGGCGGUGGAGCUGCUCUACAGCAUCUUCUGCCUGGACACCCAGCAGAUCACCCUCACCCUGCUGGGCCACAUCCUGCCCAACCUGCUGACCGACUCGGCGCACUGGCACAGCCUGGCCGACCCGCCGGGCAAGGCCCUGGCCAAGCUGUCCGUGUGGUGCGCUCUCAGUUCCUACUCCUCCCACCACAAGGGGCAGGCUUCGGCCCGCCAGCGCAAGAGACAGCGAGAGGACAUUGAGGAUUACAGCAGCUUGUUCCCAUUGGAUGAUACACAGCCAUCCAAGCUGAUGCGACUCCUAAGCUCCAAUGAGGAUGAGCCCGUCGUCCUGUCUAGCCCAGGCGACCGGACCAUGAGCAGCUCCCUGUCCGCCUCCCAGCUUCACACCGUCAACAUGAGAGACCCCCUCAACAGAGUCCUCGCGAAUCUGUUCCUGCUCAUCUCGUCCAUCCUGGGCUCGAAGACGGCCGGCCCGCACACGCAGUUUGUGCAGAGCUUCAUGGAGGAGUGCGUGGAGUGCCUGGAGCAGGGAACCCGCGGCAGCAUCCUGCAGUUCAUGCCUUUCACCAUGGUGUCGGAGCUGGUGAAGCUGCCCGCCCUGGCCAAACCCAAAGUGGUGCUGGCCAUAACGGACCUCACGCUGCCCCUGGGAAGGAGGGUGGCGGCCAAGGCCAUCGCCGCCCUGUAGGGCUCGAUGGCGACUUCCCGUCCCCCGUCCCCCCC